Molecule: messenger RNA, 1569 nt
Organism: Cladocopium goreaui
Lineage: Eukaryota; Dinophyceae; Suessiales; Symbiodiniaceae
Source: the annotation of a GenBank genome assembly
GCCAUUUGUUCUUGGAGGGCCCACCCACUCACUACCCAGGACAUGGUCUACAUCGCAGUGCCAGCCCAGUUCAUGGAAGGUGGGCUGAUCAGCAGCAUUCAGGACAUCAAAGCAUGGAGCGCUCUGUUCUGAGAGAGGUGCUGCUGACGCACUUUCAUGAUUUGAAUGUGGUGGAGCAGAAUGAUUUCAAGCCCGCAAGUGAAACACUGAGCAGUUCAUUUCGCAUUCUCUUCGGCAUUCCAUUUCUAGUGUCGCCGCUUUUGGUUUCAAGAAUUGCGCCUCGUUGCCAAAGCGACGACAUCGUUGCUUUGGCAGACCCUCCUGCCAUUGCACGGGUCCAUUUUCAUCUCCGAUAUUUGGAACAGGGUUUCACUUAUGUUCGAAUGUUUGCGAAGGUUUCCACGAAUCGAUUUCGGCCUUUGAUGGAUCAAGAUGCCCUUGUAGAGUGCAUGUUACAACCUCUUGCUGGACAGCUUCGUGACCCUGAUAGAAGCCAAGUCCAGCUUGUCAGUGUGCCAACUGGAACUGGUCAAGCUUCAGAAGCCAAGCAGCUUUGUGAGCUGAAGCAGGUUUUGCUUCCAGAUGUACCUGAGUGGCGCAUCAUGGAUGAUGUUAUUCGCCAUGGUGCCAAAAGGAGCGCUGAGGAGAUGGGAGAUGCGUCUCCUGCGACUCGUGAGCACUUGCGCUGGAAGAGCAUAUACCACCAGCGCCGCGUCAAGAUGGAUUUGACUCCAACGGUGUCACCUGGCAGCCCAUGGGCUCAGAACUUGGAAGGUGAUGAAGGUGAAGACAUGCCCGCAAUGCCGUCGGCUGCUUCGUCUAUGCGCACAGCUUCCGCACCUGCUUCUCAUGCUCAUGGUCAGCCCAACGAGGAGGUACCGUGCCAUGAGUUGCCAAUUUUGGUGGUGCAUGCUGAGGAUGCAGCUGUGAGAUGCAUGAGGGAGCUCCAUGGCAUGACAUCGUGCACGAUUGCAGCCGAAGCUUUUGGAUUGCAUGACAUCGCCACGAUUGCAGGCGAAGGACAUCGCCACGAUCCCUUUGGACCAAACCAGCUGUGCUUUUGGAUCUUUGCACCAACGACUUCCAUUGUGCUCGCGUUUGUGGCAUUGUCGGGCCUCGCUCGCAUGCUCCGUGGCAUUGACCUCGGUCGCAUGAGCAAGAAGUACGUCUUUGGCUCGUGCGGCAUGUGGGGUGCAGUCCAAGAUGGAGAGUCUUGGACUAUCCAGCUCCGGGGCUUUGCUGCACGCUGUGGAACCUGGACUUUAAGUACCAAGGGCCUCUUCAAGAGCGAGUUCGAAGGUGUGGUGCGGACUUUCACCGUGCUUUCCCGCCCCACGAAGUUGGGGCGCAUGUUCCCUUGCGACCGAGGGUUGGCGUUGCCUCCUUGUGAAGCCUCGAAACCUUUGGCCUUGGUUGACACGGAGGAGGUGAUUGAAGAGAUCCCAUGGACGCGAAGCUUUGUGGCCAUGGGUGCGUGGCGUGACUUUGCCACGGUUGCAGGCGAAGCUGUUUGCAAUGGGUGCAGGUGCUUCAUCGUGUCCAUCGACUUCGUUACAACUUUUCUCUGGG